UAAAAAUUGAGCGCAGGACACGCAGGUCCACAUGGCGCCACCAAAACGGGCAACUCGAAGGCCCGUGGUGACCCGCGCGCCGCUGGCGUCGACGCAAAUCGUUCCGUACACGGGCUCAUUCACAUGCAACUCGGUCGCGUUCAUCGACAAGCCCGACUUGGAAUUUGGCGACAAAGUCAUCCUCCCCCCGAAUGUGCUGGUGGAGAUCCAACGGCUCAAAAUCCCAUUGCCCCUCUUGUUCAAAUUGACAUCGUCGCACGCGUCAUCAUCCGAGUGCUGUCAAUACUGCGGCGUGAUGGAAUUCAGCGCUCCCGUUGGACAAAUGUAUGCCCCGUACUGGAUGAUGCAGCAACUGGGCGUCGAUGAAGGGGCCAACGUCCACUUGGAAAGCGCGCUCUCUAUCCCCCGAGGCUUGUACUGUCAGCUCCAACCCAAUCGACUCGAGAUCCUCGACAUCGCGGCGUCGAUUGGGCCCAAGAUCCUGCUCGAGUCUGCCAUGCGGCGGUAUUCGUGCUUGGGUGUGGGCGGAACGAUCAUGAUUGAAUAUGGAGAUGAAAGGUUCUUCCUCAAGCUUGUCCAAGUCAAACCAGGUCCGGUGGUGCACUUGUUUGGCGAUGUCGAUCUCGAAGUCGACUUCAAAGUCCCAGACAGCACCGACCCCCGUCGUCCCGAUUCGGCCCUUCAUCGAGACACAUCCACAGACACGUACGGAGCUCAUGCACCACUCACGCAAGCGGCAGCACCUCCGCACGCUGCAGAUACCUCUGCGAGUGCUGUCUCGUCGUAUGGCCGACGAUUAGCCGACGGUGGGUACGUGCCGUCGACGGUGCCGCAGAGCUGGUCGCCCCCCAUCGCCCCUCUAAAAAGAGUCGGGGCAGCAGUCGACACAUCCAUGUCAUUGAAACAUGCCCAAACCAAAGCGAAGAAACAAACCGAGGGUCUCGACCCGCUCAAAUUCAAAGCCAUGAAAGCAUUCUCAACUGUUGGGUAUACUUUGACGGCAUCACCAGCCCCAGCUGAACAGGCCGUGCCGUGCACCACUGCCCCCGACGCACCAAAGACGGAAAGUCAUGACGAUGCUGCGAGACCCAACCCCCCCACAGGACCCCCCGUGGGACAUGCUGCCCCCAACGAAGCGAUAUCGUGCCCAUGCUGCCUUGCCGAUCUCCCGCCCGCAAAUGCAGACCUCCACAUGUUGCGGUGCAAACAGCACACGGCAUACCAUCGAUUUGUCUGCGGCACAUGCCACGAACGAGUCCUCCGAACGCACGCACAUGACCACGUACAUUGCGCCAGCUGCCAUUUUAUCGGGUCGAGUGCCGCCGUGGCUGCGCACACUGCCGAGAUCCAUGCCCCCGUGAAAUGUACUUGCGGCGCAUCGUUCCCUGCUGACGCCAUGGCCGUCCACAAAGGAUCAACUUGCCCCCAUGCGAUCGUCCAGUGUGGACUCUGUUUCCUGUCCUUUCAACACCAAAAGUUCGCCGCGCACUACUCCGUCUGCUCCAACCGCACCCAGCAAUGCGAGGUCUGUAACAAGUACGUAAACGUCGUGUCGUUUAACCAGCACAGCGACGAGUGCGUGCGCAUUCUCCCUGCUGUCUCGACUGCCCCUCCUGCAAAGGCGACCCGAGCAGCGAUCAAAUCCACUGCGUCCGACGUCGUUGCGCCUCUGGAGUCACCGACCUUCCAUGGCGACGACGGUACCACUGCCGAAACGUUCUCGUGUCCGUACUGCGGCGACGCUGCCUUCGCCAACAUCUUUGCGUUGGACCGCCACACGGAAUCACGAUGCCCCAUUGCCAAGUACGUUGUGACAUGCCGUUUGCUAACGUGGUCGGUCGCGCGGCAUUGACAUCGCGCGGCAUUCCAGGAACUUCCACGCGACCAACGACGCCCCGAUCCUUCGCGGGAAGCUGCGCCGAAAGACUGACUUGGACAAAUCGUCCUCGUCGGCGCGAUCCAUUAGCCAUGGAGGGGCUCUUGCGAUGGCUGGCGAGCGAAUCGUCCAGCCGACGAAACCUGCCAAAAAAGCAACGGCGUCGCCGCCUCCACAAAACAAUCAGCACGUUCUGUUGGGACCAUCGGAUGCAAAAUCGAAGCGGAACAGCUCCAUCGAGUCGCUUGUACAAGGCAAUGCCAUGGGGCUCAGCACGUCCAAAGCCGCGCGGCACAAACAAGUCGAGUCGCUUCUGGGGAGACCCGCGGCGUCGUCCCUACAGAAGAGAUAGCAAGCAGAUCGAACGUCCUAUAAAGUUUUGACGCUAGAACGCAUCGACCACCACGUCGUCGUUGCUGAGCUCACGGCAUAUCGUCGGUUUGAAAGUGGCCGAGCUCGGUGUCAUCCGCACGUCUGGAUGUUUUGUGGGGUUUCGGGGAGAGCCAUGGGGGAUGAUGGAUGGUUGUGUUUGGAGCGAUCGAUACAUUCCAUUGACGCCACACCCAGUUCCAGCACCUACUCCAAUGUAAACUCGGUUGUUUCGAGGUUGACGAGGGCGAGCACAGCUUCCUUUAACAGCUCCCGAGUCGGGUAAAUUGGCAAAUCGAUGCGGUUGAAGCACGAGUGCGCUUUGGGAAAGAUGCCGCGGGAGUACGGCACCGCUUUGAGUGAGAACGGACAGAGCUUGCCGUCGUACGACGUCAGGCCUUUGAAGCCCUGGAGCGGCACCCGCGAUGACCCGGUCGCAAACCGGAGCAACUUUGCUCGAUCGGCAUCACUCAGUUCGUGCUCGACAAUGUCCCAGAACCACUUGAUGCACUUGGACGUUUUCAACGCGACGCUAACACUUGUGGACGCCCGCCAGUCGGCCACGUCAAUGUGCGAGUGCCCGCACACGAGAAGCUCGAGCUCUUUGUGGUCGAAUGGCAUGAGCAGCUCCGCCGGCACGACCUAGACGUGACAUGUCCGUUCGAUAUGAGGUGGGGUGCAGCCCACUCGGCAGCUAUCCCAGCAUCGCCUG
Aphanomyces invadans is the source of this 2957-nucleotide messenger RNA. RefSeq lists its product as hypothetical. Gene Ontology annotation, cellular component: VCP-NPL4-UFD1 AAA ATPase complex. The record is from RefSeq and is a predicted model, not a curated record. Gene Ontology annotation, molecular function: polyubiquitin modification-dependent protein binding. Lineage: Eukaryota; Oomycota; Saprolegniomycetes; Saprolegniales; Verrucalvaceae. Bases 32 to 1852 code for a protein of 606 amino acids. The transcript is spliced from 14 exons.